This is a messenger RNA of Canis lupus familiaris (dog), 1530 nucleotides long. It is a transcript of the gene ASGR2, whose product is annotated as asialoglycoprotein receptor 2. Gene Ontology annotation, molecular function: signaling receptor activity. The transcript has 10 exons. Lineage: Eukaryota; Metazoa; Chordata; Mammalia; Carnivora; Canidae. The record is from RefSeq and is a predicted model, not a curated record. The coding region runs from base 405 to 1313 and encodes 302 amino acids.
GGCCCCUGUGAUCCUGGCCAGGAUAUUUGGAGACACCAACAGUUCUGGGAACUCCUGGGACAGGAAGCGAAGGGGGGAGGGGCAGAGGGGAGCCCGGUGAACUGCACCCCAGCGCCCCGGGACCAGACCCCUCCCAAACUUGCAGUGAAGAGCGAGUCCCAGGGGCAGCUGAUACCAGGUGAGAAGCACUCGGACACUCGGACACACGGGCUCGGGGUUCUCGCCCAGACCAGCCACUCCGGGUACCCCUGCCCCACUUCUCCUGGCUCUGGUGCCUCCUUGUCCUGGGGCCUGGGCUGCGUGAGGGACCUGGGAGUCCGGCCACCCUACUUUAACAGCAUUAGCUUCCAGCAUUAGCCUCGAGCCCAGCCUCAGCCCGACCCAGCUCCUGCCCCGGACCCAGCAUGGCCAAGGACUGUCAAGACAUCCAGCAGCUGGACUCUGAGGACAGCGACCAGCAGCUGGGCAGAGGUGAGGGGCCGGGUCCUCGUGGGCAUGGCCCCAGAAGAGAAGACCGGUUCUGCAGAAGGUUGCCUCCCCACCAGCCCCUUCUGCUGCAGCGUCUCUGCUCUGGAUACCGCCUCAAUCUGCUUGUCCUAGGCUUCAACGUCCUGAUGCUGGUGGCGAUCUGCGUCAUCGGGUCCCAACGAGCUCAGCUAGAAGAGGAGCUGCGGAUCCUCAAAGAGAACUUCAGCCACUUCUCCUCAGGGGUCCUGAUGGAGCUCGGUGUCCUCCUCUCCGAUGGGGGCGGUGCCAGUAGCCAGCUGACUUCUCUGGAAGCCAAGCUGGAGAAACAGCAGAGGGACGUGAAGGCAGAUCACGCCACCCUGCUCCUGCACCUGAAGCACUUCCCCUCGGACCUGCGCAUCCUAACGUGUCAGGUGGCGUUCUUCCAGAGCAACGGCACCGACUGCUGCCCGGUCAACUGGCUGGAGUACGAGGGCAGCUGCUACUGGUUCUCCCGCUCCGGGAAGACCUGGGAGGAGGCCGAGAAGCACUGCCAGCUGGAGAGCGCGCACCUGGUGGUCGUCAACUCCAGGGAGGAGCAGAAGUUCAUCCUACAACACACGAACCCCUUCGAUACCUGGAUAGGUCUCACUGACAGUGAUGGCUCCUGGAGAUGGGUGGACGGCACCGACUAUCAGCAGAGCUACAAGAACUGGGCGGCCACCCAGCCAGACGACUGGCAGGGCCACGAGGUGGGCGGAGGCGAAGACUGUGCUGAAGUCCGGGCCAACGGCCGCUGGAAUGACAACUUCUGCAAGCAGGUGCAGCGCUGGGUGUGCGAGAUGAGGCGGAACGUGACGGGUUAGGAGCCCGCCCCCCCGCCCCGCUCCCAGCUCUCCGCUGGGGGUUUCAAAGGAAGGAAAAACAGAGGUGGAGGGGGGUUGGGGCACAGUGGAGGGGGGGCCGUAAGCAUCUGGGACCCCCAGAGACACUGCAGUCCUGCCUCCUUUGGCAAGUCACUGUUCUGGUUAUAAUGUGGAGCCCGCUCGGCAGGGUACGGAGAGAAGAUGCAAGUACUUGGAA